ACCGCGGACAGCGCUCAGGCCCAGAGGCUCCCGCUGCGCCAAGCCGCGCAGACAGGUUCCUGGGCCUUGGCGAGUUCUGAGCCCUCCCCGGGUCGCAGAGGAGGAGGGAGGAGGGCGGCCUGGACUACUUGGACUCCAUCUCCAGCCUGGCGGUCGCCAUGCUGCUGGAAACCGAGCUCACUCGAGACCAAGAUCGGCUGGGGGCCCGCAUGGCCCCCGCUGUCUGCAGCUUCGGUGGGACUCAGGAGAUCCCGCUGUGCGCCGGCUGCGACCAGCACAUCCUGGACCGCUUCAUCCUCAAGGCGCUGGACCGCCACUGGCACAGCAAGUGCCUCAAGUGCACCGACUGCCACGCGCCCCUGGCCGAGCGUUGCUUCAGCCGCGGGGAGAGCGUCUACUGCAAGGACGACUUCUUCAAGCGGUUCGGGACCAAGUGCGCCGCGUGCCAGCUGGGCAUCCCGCCCACGCAGGUGGUGCGCCGCGCCCAGGAUUUCGUGUACCACCUGCACUGCUUCGCCUGCGUCGUGUGCAAGCGGCAGCUGGCCACGGGGGACGAGUUCUACCUCAUGGAAGACAGCCGGCUCGUGUGCAAGGCGGACUACGAGACGGCCAAGCAGCGCGGUCAGUGGGGGAGUCCACCCACCCUCCUUUCCCCGUCUGCAAAAUGGGGCUGGGGCCGGGUGUGGUUCCAGAACCGCCGCGCCAAGGAGAAGAGGCUCAAGAAGGACGCGGGCCGGCAGCGCUGGGGCCAGUACUUCCGCAGCAUGAAGCGCGCCCGCGGCGGCCCCAAGUCGGACAAGGACAGCGUGCAGGAGGAGGGACAGGACAGCGACGCCGACGUCUCCUUCACCGAUGAACCAACCAUGGCCGAAAUGGGCCCUGCCAACGGCCUCUACAGCAGCCUGGGGGAGCCCACCCCAGCCUUGGGCAGGCCCACGGGAGCCCCAAGCAGCUUCCCACUGGAGCACGGAGGCCUGGCCGGCCCGGAGCAGUACCGCGAGCUGCGCCCCGGCAGCCCCUAUGGUGUCCCCCCAUCGCCAGCUGCCCUGCAGAGCCUCCCUGGCCCCCAGCCCCUUCUCUCCAGUUUAGUAUAUCCGGAUGCUGGCUUGGGCCUGGUGCCCACGGGGGCCCCAGGUGGGCCCCCGUCCAUGAGGGUGCUGGCAGGAAACGGACCCAGCUCCGACCUGUCCACAGGGAGCAGUGGGGGCUACCCUGACUUCCCUGCCAGCCCCGCCUCCUGGCUGGACGAGGUCGACCACGGCCAGUUCUGACCGAGGCCCCCAGCUCCACUGAGCACCGGACGUGAGGGGUGUGGGCAGCAGUGCUGCCCCUGGCUGGGUGGCCCGGAGCGACACUUCCGUCCUUUCCCGAAGCCCUGGACCUCUGCAGGAAGCAGGUGCCACCGGCAGCAGCAGCGGAGGACAGGAUGAGGACCUCAAAGAGGGCUCCUUUCAACGGAGCGCCCAACCCCGCACCCCUCCCUCGGGCAGAGGGACUCCAGCGGUUCCUGUCUGCUGCUCCUUGGACACAGGGCUGCUGGCCUGGUGGCCGCCCAGCAAGCCUUGUUUUGUAAGCAGACUUCUCCCUUGAUCGACGAAUUAACUGGACGCUUGCUGUUUCUAGACACGAAGUGUCACCCCCACCCAGGCUGGGCCCUCACUCCGGCCUCGCUCCAGCCCAGAGCAGCACAGUCCUCAGGCUGGAGGAUGCUUUACUUUCUAAAGUGAAAAAACAUAGUACGAACCAUGAACCAUGCUUUUAUUUUCCAAGCUCCAUCUGCCUGGUGGAGACCGACUUUAGGUCGGAGAUGGGCCUCUUCUGUCCAGACAGGAGUUAGCCGAGCAGGAACCACGCCCGUAUCCCCCUCCGGUCCCAACCCCCACCUUCCCCAGGAGCCUCCUCUCCCGUCUUCCCUGGGGGAGCUGGCUCUAGACCUUUCCAUUCUUGACUCUACCACCCGUCGGAGGAGACUCCACUGCCUGCGUGCCCUUCUUCUCCAGGUCCGUGGGGAGCUCCCUCCCGCCUACACCAGGUUUCUACCCCCUCCCCCUUCACAGCCGCCCCCAGGCCCUCCGGGUCCAGGCCACGCCCAGCCCGCCGAUUUCCGUUGCCAAACAGCUUGUGGCGGCUCUAACUGCGUGAGGCCUGGGCGCGUCUCCUCCGCCCCAGACUCUGAGGCCGGCGGCGGGUGCGGCCCGGCCAUCCCGUGAACCUGCACCCCAAGCAACCUGUUGGUUCUGUGGACGUCCAGUGUCUUUUAUUUACUCUCUGACCAUCAGCUCUUUCUAAGACUUCAAUAAAUCUGUC
Messenger RNA from Ailuropoda melanoleuca (giant panda), 2307 nucleotides. RefSeq names its product LIM homeobox 3 (gene LHX3). The transcript is spliced from 6 exons. The coding region runs from base 159 to 1271 and encodes 370 amino acids. The record is from RefSeq and is a predicted model, not a curated record. Gene Ontology annotation, cellular component: nucleus. Gene Ontology annotation, molecular function: zinc ion binding; RNA polymerase II transcription regulatory region sequence-specific DNA binding; DNA-binding transcription factor activity, RNA polymerase II-specific. Lineage: Eukaryota; Metazoa; Chordata; Mammalia; Carnivora; Ursidae. Gene Ontology annotation, biological process: regulation of transcription by RNA polymerase II; neuron differentiation.